CUUCGACGGUUCGUACAGUGCGGUUGUCGUGCCGAUACUUUUUUCUCUCUCGUAUCACUCUUGUAUCAACUAUUUUUUCCGUUUACAUGUACAUUUACAUUUCACACACAUGAACUUGUUGGUGUAGACCCCUUCGCUCGCCCCCCCCUGAUUUCCUGGCUUUCUGGGUCUACCCUCCUACCGGAAACCGUUUCGCAUCUGUCAUCUGUCACGUGUGAGUGCGUGUUGUGAAUACUGUGUUUUGGUUUAGUGCUUCGUUAGUGUUGGUUUAGUGCAACUUCCUCUGCCUCUUACGGUCGUGGAACGGAGUAGCCCAAAAAAACGAAACGCUGCACGAGUGUUUAUCUGCGUAGUGUGCAUUUUGCAAACGGAGAGAAUCAAAUCAGUUCCCUAGAAGCAUUAGUAAAUAGUGUGUACGGUAAAUUGGUGUGCAUUGAUCUACUAAUCUACUCAGCUCUCGGUACGGUGCAGGAGAAUCAGUACGAUCCGCCAAGAGCUGCAGUGUGGCAGGAAGCGUGAAAGCAGUAGUUUGAAGUGACCGUGGCUCGAGCGAUGAGCACUAGUAACUGUGCAAACGUUAUCGCGUGUUUGGUGUCGUUUCGGUUCUACUCCUUUUCGUCGGAGUUUCGGAUGAGUUUUUGAGUGCAGUUUUGGUGUUUGGUAUGUGUGUGCCUGCUUCGUGACGCUUGUGAGGAUCCAGCAGUAGAAAAAAAAAACCAAAAGGAAUCAAUGCAGAGCCACAGCAUUAUCGGUGUACCGGCUUCGAGGCUGAUGAACCGGGUCCUUAACCCGCCCAAACCCGCUACAGUAACCGGCCUCAAGAACUAGGAUAAUGUAACGCCCUUCCGUCGCUACUAUCGGUCGUUCUAUCUUCUACUCGGUCCACCCGGCCAGCUGUCUGUCUUUAGGCGCGGGUGACAAAGGUUCUGGCAAGUCUCGCCGGGCCAUUCUCUCAACUGUGUCGUUGCAAAUGUGAAGUUGAUGAACUGUCUUCUGCCUCUACCUUCCAACUCAGGACGACCGAUCCGACGAACUUUCUCCGUCUGUGCUUAUCUGUGUGCUGUGUUGUUUCGUCUGUCCUCUGACUGUACUCUGUAGUGUUGUCUAACACUGGAACUGUAACCCAGCCUGUCCGAAACAGUGGCACUGUUUGCACUCUGAUACAACCGAAAAGCAAUAGGAAGAAAAGCAAUAAAGCCGUUAGUAACAAGCAAUAGGCAACACCGCAAAAGAAAAGGUGUGGUUUGCCCCUGAAGAAGAACUGUUGACCCACAACAGUUCGAUCGAUUCCGAUGCGAACGAAAUAAAUCGUCUUCGUACCGGGUCGGGUGGCAUGAGUGGCGCUUACGGGAUAAUGGCGGCACGGCUGGAGCAAUGGAGUUUGUGUUAGUGUGAGCCUGUUGUUUCCGUCGAUUUUAUAACAUUUUUUGGGGGCCCGAAUGCAAGCCGCUGACCUCGCUGGUGGCUGAUGGACUCUAGCUGUUACGGAUUACGGACUACUUCUGUGGAUGUUUGUGCGCGCAAGGUUUACCCGGGCUAGCAAUCGUGUCAAUUUCUGCGUCCAGUUCGUCUAGUUUCAACGAAUCUUCUGGUUGCUGGUGAUUGUGUUUUCUCUGUUUUACGCGUCACUUUGCCCAAACUGAAACACUCGCCAACCGUAUCCGGUAAAGUUCUCGCGUGUGUGUGUGUGUUCGUGUUGCGCUGGGUACCAUUACUGGUGAGCAGGACUGCAAUUCUUCAUGCCCGUCCGCAGUGCACGUGCUCGAUCCUAGCGGAUCCCCAAAUUCCAGCCAAUUCUUCUCCAUCUUCGCCUCCGGGAUCCGGGAAAGUGCUUUCGUAUCUGUGUCACGUUCUGGCGUAAAAUUUAUUCUAUCCUUCCCGUGCUGGACGAGGCGUCACCACGGCGAGUAUUCUCCGGAGAAUCCUCGGCUCACGUACCCGGGCGGUACGGUGCGGAUAUAAAACGGAAGCCCCGUAGCCUUAAGAGGUACAUCGUCUGCUCUGGUGCUUUGCUGCGAGGCAACACAAGAAUACACAAAAAAAAAGAAAAGUUUAAGCAACACAGUACCCGUGCUAACGAGAACAGACGGUGACGGCCAAAUCAACAGAGGCCAACAAUUGCUGAGUACCGGAAGGAAUCAUCCACGAGCGUGUAUCGUCUAAGUUCCAGAAGUGGCACUAGAGUAUUUACCUCGAUGCGAACCAAUGCAACCGGUAGUGUUGAUUUACGCCCCGUACUGGUCGUGAGAUAAAAGUCGAAACAAUCCGGUGCGGUUGUGGCACUUGCCAUGGAUCGGCUUGGCCGACCGUGAGGAGGGUCCUGGAGAGCAGCAGCAAUCGAUGCACUUGUGCGCUGAAAGCAGUAUUUAGAAGUACCUGAUCGUAAUCCUUACCAGUUCUGGAGUUCAUUUAAGGUGUCGUUGGUCAGCACGGAAAAGUCGAAAGCGCUGUUCAGCUUUCUCUGCACACUCAACAACGAAACACACACACACACAAAAGUCCUCAAAAUGCCCCGCUGUUUGAUGGCAAAAAAGUGGAAAGCCUAUCCAUGGCCCGACCGAGCAGAAGAGCAGCCGGUCACCGAGCAAGAGCUGGACACGGCAUCCUCCUCCAUCACGACGACGACGACCACCAUCACCUCCGCCAGCACAAACAGUCCACACCAGGUAGCAUCUUCACCAUCGACGGUGGAACGAACGGGCAGCAGCAGUAGUGGUAGCAGUAGUAGUGGUGUUGGUGGUAGUCCUAGUAGUAGCGCCACUACCAGCACAUCCAGCUCGCCCGCAUCGGUUGCGCCUGAAUGUAGUCAACCGCAGAGCACCGGGACAACGCAAACCCCGGCCAGCGAGCUCGGCGAAGAGGAUGAGGAAAUUGACGUGGUGGGUGAUUCGCCGGCGGCAGCAACGGCAACCGCGGCCAGCAGCAAGUCCACUGGCAGUACGGUAGCCACCUGUUGGGGUCCGUCCUCGCCGACGGCCGGUGCAACGGCACCGAGUCCACCGCCCCAUUCACCGGAAGCGGCCACGCGCGAGUCUACCAUCCUGUACAACGGUUAUGGUCAGGACAUUUCGCAUCACUUCACCGCCUACCUGCCAAAGUUGGAUCCUGAGUCAUCCAGCUAUCAACAGCAGCAGCAGCAGCAGCAACAGUCUUCGUCUCAGCAACAGUUCAUCGCACUCGCACCUUUAUGCGCAACGCCCUCAGCCACCUCAGCCUCCCCAAGCGCAACCAGCGGAGGACCGGACAGUCCACAGCGAUCACCAUCCCAGAAAAAGUCGCUCGCCAUGUGCUUCACCAGUACCGGCACUGCCCUAUCGUUGCCCCCGAAGAAGAAGGACAUCUACCGGCCGUACUCGCUGGACGAUAGGCCUCCGAGGCCCAGCUACGAGCUUCGGAUUCCAGCCGAAGAGGACCUGCACGCCGCCCAUGCCAUCCUGGACCUGAGCGCCUCGACGGCUUUCCUACCUCCGCCGGCACCGCAUCAAAUCCUCGCCCAACAGCAAUCACCUCCCUCACCAUCGCACCAGCAUGCCCCGACCAGCCCGACGGUGGUGCUUGUGUCGGCAAAAUCUUCCACCAGCGAUCCGGACCGUCGACCGCUGCAGACACACCACCAUCAGCCACCACAUCCACUUCACCAGCAAGCGUCUCCACUUCCUCCUCAGUCACCUCCAUCGACCGUACCGCAUUCGCUGAGCUCACCGGAACAGAACGAGAACCGGAACAGCACCAACACGCUGCCCGGGUAUGCGUCGCACGAUGUCUCCAUGGAUUCGUCCUCGGACGAGCUGCAGCAAUCGACCGAAUCGUCCGACUCGGAGGGUAAGAACGGUUCCAAAACGGUUGCCUACACGUACGAAGCGUUUUUCGUGAGUGACGGUCGUUCGAAGAAAAAGAUGGCCGACCCGAAGACGGCGCUCGAGAACAAGGCAAAGUACACGUGCACCGAGUGUGGCAAGCAGUACGCUACCUCGAGCAAUCUGUCCCGCCACAAGCAAACGCACCGCAGUCUGGACUCGCAGUCGGCCAAGAAGUGUCAUACCUGUGGCAAAGCGUACGUCUCCAUGCCGGCCCUAGCGAUGCACGUCCUCACGCACAAACUGUCCCACAGUUGUGGUGUGUGUGGGAAGCUAUUCUCCAGGCCCUGGCUGCUGCAGGGACACCUCCGAUCGCACACGGGCGAAAAACCGUACGGCUGUGCGCACUGUGGUAAAGCGUUUGCCGAUCGGUCGAACCUGCGAGCCCACAUGCAGACACACUCGAUCGACAAGAACUAUCAGUGCGGUCGAUGCCACAAAACGUUCGCGCUCAAAUCGUACCUCAACAAGCAUCUGGAGUCGGCCUGCUUUAAGGAGGAUGGUGCACCCCAAUCGCCACCAAUGUCACCCAGUUCGCUGGACGGAUCGUCGAUGGACGAGCUGCGAUCGCCAACGCUCCCGGAUCGACGUCCAGCGAUGGCGCUCAAGCGGGAAAAGAACGUUGACAUCGAGGGCGAUGAGUCGGACGAUGCGAUGCACUGUCCGUCCCCGAUGUCUCCGGUACCUCACCUCACGAUAAGUCCUAGUGCGGGGUCGAACGGGACGGGAAGUAUCUUUGUGAUGAAAAACCUUGCCGCCAGUCGGUUGACGAAUGGUGGUGCAUCACCUAGUUCGGCGGCGGCAGCUGCAGCGGCUGCGGCGGCUGCGGCAGCAGCGGCUGUCCUUGGGCCGGCUGCCAUUCUGACGACGACGAACCAUCCGCACCAUCACCACAAUCACCAUCACCAGCAGCAGCAACAUCACCACCAACAGCAGACGCAUCAUCUUCACCAGCACACGCAUCCGGCGGCAGCGGCGGCUGCGGCUGCUGCGGCGGCGGCUGCAGCUGUACAGAUAAACGUCAACUUUGCUGGGUAACCGGUCUGAAACAAUCGCCUUCUGUGACGUUCUCGAUGACUCGCCAUCCUCUGAAUGCGAUCAGCUGAGCUGAAGGCCAUUCGGAUUGCAUACAUCGAGGCGCUUGAUGAGUGUGCGUGGAACAAGAUCGGGCUGGAACGCGGUUCGUAAGUAGUCAUUUAAGCAUUCGUAUUGUUUUUCCUUCCCUUCAAAUAACCUUUCAUCAAACGUUAAACUUACAAGUGCAACAGCUUUAGAGAAAAAACAGCUAGAAGAAGAAAAAGUCCACAACAAAAUGUAAAAAGGAAACCUAAACUAGCAAGGCCUCAACAAACAAAACACACACACAUCCUUCAACUACAUUACCCAUAAGUAAACAAACAGAACAGACACUAUCAACAGCGAAACAGACUGCAGCCUGAAGGUAUGCUACACAUGUAACGCGUCCCCCGUACUAGUCAUUUACCAACACCAUUUAGCCGUGCAUAGGAAACGUUUUAACUGAACCUCUUAACGCUCUGUCUCUCUGAAUUUGAAGUGCGCCAUGCCGACUUAAGAGGAAGAGGAGAGAAAAAAAAACGCAAAUUUAUGCAAGAUUGAUUAACUGAGCUGGAGCCGGAGAUUCGAUACCUAAUGAAACCUUUAUAUACACAAAAGUAUAUAUAUAUAUACAUAUUAUAUUUACACCCUUAUACAUCUAGAAGAAAGAAACAAGAAGAUGCUACAGAUGAAGAGGAAAGUAAAACGAAACAAAGUAACAAACAAAAAAAAACAACAACAACAGAGGAAAAACUCCUGCCUCCCGCCCCAUAUAGAAAUGCAUAGUUUUUCCCGCUGGUAACAAUUCAGGUUGAAGAUGAGUGCUAGAACCAGUUAGCAGUUAGCCAGGUUAGCGUAGCGAGCGUAGCAGGCUCAAAGGAAACUCCGGGUCUAGCAGAGAGCAGUUGCAGCAUGUUAAGAUGGUGCUGACUGUGUGCGUGGGAGAGAGAGAGAGAGAGAGAGAGAGAGAGAGAGAGAGAGAGAGAGAGAGCGAGAGAGUAUGUACAGUAAAGGGAAAAGGGCCACCAACGGCGGCUGAUUCCGUAAUGCGCAAUUCGAUUCAAUUAACUUACUACUACGAUUCAAUUAAUUUUUUCGGGCCCCCAUGGCUGGGUUUGUGAUAGUGGACAGUGGCGGAACGACCACACACAGACUCGGUUUGCCGGUGUCCUGUCCUGUCUCUCACCGGCCAGUAUGAUGUGCCCUUAUUUAUCCUCUCUAGUUCUAUUGCAUUGCAUUUACGCGUAGUGAGAACAACACUUAAACUCAACCAACACACACACACACAUACACACUACACCAACACGAGGAACACACUCACACAACCUAGUAGGAAACGAAACAGCAAUUACUUUCUACAUAAGCUAACGUUUUAGAAACUCCUAUUCCUAAAGUGAAGCAAACGCAAACCAAUACUAAAUUAUAGUAAAGUAAACGCUAACAGCUAAACAGCAAAGUGCUGAACAACAAAACCUCGUAUUGUGAAGCGAACAAAGUGAAGAAAAGAAAAGAGGAAAAGAAAUGAUUGAAACAAAAAGCAAUUAAAAAUUAAAGUUUACAAAUCCAAAGAUGAUUUACACUCAACGAAAAGCAGCUCCAUUUUAAUUGAUUUUAUUUUUGGUGGAAGGAAUAUUUUAUAAUGUCAUUCAGUUUAAAAUACUACAUGCGUUAGACGUUCUUUACAAUCUUCUGAUUUUGCCUCUUAAGGACUGACCCAUUGUCUACAAACGGGUGCCUGGUGAUGGGGAAAAUGGGGCUUGGUUUUAAACUACCCGUCACAGUUCAUCAUAAAUCUUGUCCGCUAAUCUUAUCGUCACCUUCAGUGCUGGGGCGUAAAAACAAACCUUUUUUCACCUUUCACUUACGAAACGAUUUCCUGCGAGCGUGUCACGGCAAGUCACGCCAUGUUCGGGGCACACAAUCUGUGCACGUAUGGUGGGUGGAAAUUCCAAAUGGUUCAUCAGUGACCGAAUGGUGGGUAGUGGAAGUGGAAAUUCAUGCCAACCGAUAAUCUAAUCACCAUCGCCAGACGGAAAAUCGCUUUACAUUUUACAUCAGCAAAUUAAACCAGUCUAGUGUUUUGGUUUACGGGGAAUAUUUAUUUCAUCUCUUGAAUUGUGUGUAAGGGGCGAAAGUAUAAUGAAAACAUGAGCAAUUAAAAACGUGAAACCAAAUAAGCAAUUCGAAAAGCAACAUCAUGAAACUACUAAGGAAAAGCAAGCAAAUGCAUUUUGAAAAAUACAAAAAUACGUCCAUUAAAAGAAAAAGAACAAAACAAAAAGAAGAAAAGGAUAACAAAACGAAAAGAAAGUAAAAAAAUCGAUUCUUGUUCGGUUAAACAAAAACAUAAAACAAAUGAAAAUUAAAAGGAAACAAAAUCUGAAAAGGUUUUAGGAAAUGCAAAUGAAAAACGAUUUAACAAAAACCAAAAAUGAAGAACAAAAAAACCAAACUUAGUUAAAAACCAGUCAAAACGUUCAACGUUACGCUGCAGCAAAUCAGAUUUGCACAAAAUUAAAAAGCCUCAACAAAACACAAAACCUUCCCAAAAGCAACAAAAGAAAAUUGGGAAGGGCUUUUCUUUUACUCAUUCGUCUCAACUAUGUUACUCAACCUCAUAAGAAUGGUGCAAAAGAGAGAGAGAGAGAAACGGAUUAGUAAAGCAAUGCUUAGGAUGUAGGACGAGUGUAGAAAGAUCCAAAGAAAUACUAGAAAGCAAUAAUGAACAAACAAAACAAAACUUUCGAUUAAUAACUAACGCUUGGCAAUAAUGUGGCGGAAGAAACGGCGGAUUGUUAACAGUGUUUCGUUUUUCGAGGCCCAACUCUUUUUUUAACUAGGCAGGCUUUUUUGAGCGUGGGAAACACUGUUUUUCGAGAGGAAGCAGCAGCUUAGUGGUGUAUAGUAAGUAGUAGUAGUAGAAGUAGUGGUAGUAGAAGCAGUAUUGAUAGUAUUAUAGCAUUUAGCGUGUAAGUUUUUAGCGUGCAAAUUCCUUGAUUCUUGCAUCGGAUAAGCCUCCUAGACCACUAAUGUGUACUUAAGCAAAAUGGAACACAAAAAAUCUAGUCUUCAUCUAGUCCGUAAUGUCUGGGUUAGUUUUUGGAUCAGCUUCAGUUUACACUAUGUGCUGUGAGAGCAGUUCGGAGAGUUCGGUCUGUCCGUGCCGGGACUGUCUGAGCGCAUCACAGCGCACCUUAUCGCUACUGGUAGGAAGUUCGUCUGUACUCUACUCGUCUCCAUGAUCUCUAUGAGCAACACUUUUGCACACAAGUCCCCUAGAUGUUUUUUCGUUUAUUUAGUGAGAUAUUUAGCACAAUUAAGCACGAACAGAAGAAGUUUUCGGAGUUCUCAUGAGCACCUAAUAAUUUUAACUUAAAUUUCUAGUCAUUAUUAAGUGUGAAAUAAGCACAACUACUUUUUUUUAUUUGUAUUAAUUUAUUAAAAAAAAACAAUUCAAAGUACAUGAAAACGAGCCAAAAGACCUUAAUCGCAUAAGUUUUAUUCAGUUUUCUUGCCUAGUUUUCCUAUGCAGGACAAGCAAUGCAACGAGACACGAGACAAACACGGGACACGCACCCCGCAGCAAGAUGCAACGAGAUUCUGAACGAAAGUAGCAAAACACGUUUCUGAAAACAACGAAUUAGGACAUAAGUAAACAAGGAAACCCGUGUACAGUAAAUAUAUAAACUUCGAGUCGACCACUCGUAGCGGGCAAAGGGCGACAUUCGCACUCUCACACACUCACUCACGCACCACACAUGGAGGCUAAAGCUGCAGCAAGGAGUAGCCAAGAGGAGUGAAUAGUAAUGCGGGCCUUGGAAUGUGUGUUUGUGUGUGUUGGAUUGAAACAUUUGCUAAAGAAAACUCUUGCGAAGAUGUAUGCAUACACAGAGAGUUCUUGUGCAGCUCCGUCACUCCAGCAGCUCCAUAGUUCCGGUGCGAGCAAGUGAGUGUUGAGCAGUGUGAGAGCAUUUAUAACCUAGUAUGUGUGUGUGUGUGUGUGUGGGAUGUGCGUGAAUGUGGGUAAGGAUAGUAGGAUGGGGACGCCUUCACUUAAAACUCGAUUCUCAUCCCAGCACGGGCUAGUACGUGAGCUCUCGGAUCCACCAAGGAAACGGAAGCUCUCGGCGAAAGCACCAGUUGAAGCAUCCUUUUGAUGAUCUCUCGUGCCUUCCGUGCACGAUGGUGCUGCUGAAAAGAUGCUGAAAACGAUUAAAGUUGUUUAAUUAAAACUAGUUUUUACUGCUCGUGCCCGCGCGCUCUGCCUUCAAGGCUCAUCUUCAUCGGCCCACGGAACAUGAAGCCUACAUCCUUGGAGCUGGAGCUACAGAAAGCGCAAUCCUUUAUAAUAUUCUUCCAAACAUAGCAGCAAAAAAAACGACCCAACGAACACAUUUUCAUUUUACCAACCAGUUUCUUCCCACAACAGCAAAAAAAGAGCCUUCCUAUGGUGACUUCCGGUUUUGAGGCAGAACUUAAGAGAGGGGAAGAUGAAUCUUUCCCUCCAUUGUGUCAUCCUUCGCCGGUGCAUGGCGGAGCUCUCAGGCUGUGGCAGUGGCAGGAUGUUGAUUUUAUUUGCUUCCGCCGUAAAUUGCGAUUCAUGGUUAGCGUUUUGGUGCGGUUGCUUUAGAGCCACAAAAAACCGUUGAUUGAUUAUUGACAGUGAAAAUUUCAUCCGGGUUCGGUUUUUUGUGUGUGUGUGUUGAUUCCAACUCGGAAAGUUGUUGCCAACUUCCGAUGCUUUUUCUAUACUGGGAAGUAUGAAAAUUUGUAUCGUCAUGAAGAGAACAAAAGAUGAUUCAAAAAUAAGUAGGAAAAAAGUCACUUAAAAUGGACAAAAAACAAGAACAGCUUUCCAGAAGGUCUAAAUUUACUUUGUUUCUCCUUUUAAAUGGCCUACGUCACCUGUAGCAAUGUACAGCAGGGUAGUUACUAGUCGGAAGUCGAAAAAAAUGAUUCUCAUUCCUCAAAUUUCCCUUCUGCGAAAGAAAAACUGACAAGUCGUCACCAAUUUGUCAAAUCGUCACGAUUACUUUUUUUGUUUGUCCCGCUGUAAAGCAAAAAACACCCGGUCCAUCCUAUAACAGUGGCCGAACGCUGAUGGUGAAGAUUUUUCACCUGAAAUAAAAGAAAAACCCCAGAAAGCAGCUCAGCAAAACGCUGAGGACGAUUACUUCGUUAUCUUGAUGAAAUUUAAUUGGACACUGCGACCGGACGACGGCCGUCCGCCCAGCGCUAAUGAUGAGCCGGCUGCAACGAGUUCGAGGAUGAGUGAGGGAAAAUUAUGGCCUGCGGGGGGGUACAUCCGGAAAGGAAACCGAACCGAUAUGGGCACCAUUUUGUGCAGACACUGUCCAACAAGUGACAGGACGUUCAUUAGCAAACUAGGAGCAUUUUUACUCUGGACCCGAGUUGGGAGAGAUCGAGUGUUUAAACAGGCAUUUUAAAAAGGGAUUGAACGAGUGAGUUUGAGUGUGUGUAUGAAUGGAUGGGUGAGUAACUAGUGUGUGAACAGUGUGUACAACCAUAGCAGUACCGGUCAGUCAGUUUUGAUAGUGUUUCAUUUUAUAUUUUCUAUCUCUUCUCUCAACAAAGCAGAUCAUUUUCCCGCGCGGAAAAAUACAUUUUUCUUUCGCCGGGAAUUUGACUCUUUAUUGGAGUAGGUGGGUAAAACGUGCAAUAAAGAGUGUAGAAGUAGUUGCUUAGGAUUUAGAAAAUGAGCAGCAUGAUUGUGUGUGUCUGAAUGGAGUGUAUGAUCGUGAUCGAGUGAAUCGAAUCGAAUGAAGAAAGGUGGUUUGUGGAAACUCUAUAAUCGCCAUUCCCCAUUUUUCCUUGUAAGCUGCAAUACUCACUAUACUAUUUCCCGUUUUCUGUAUAGUCAAUUAUGCGUUACGUUACGAUACAGUCAAAUAGAAGCAAAUAAAGGAGAAAAGGAGAGCACAGGUCCCUACCGACGCCAUCUUUGGCAACGAUCGUCAAUUCGUUUGUUCUAUCUAUCUAGGUGCUUAUCGUCUCAGUCGCAAAACCUUUCCUUGGUACAGUUUACAGAAAGGGCGUUGCGUUCAAUUUAGUACUCAGCUAGAACAAGGGGGUUCCCGAACUUGGGAACAAGCUUCCCAAUAAUCCCGCUUCACUAUCCUAGAGGGCCUAACUUAGCGUUAUUUACUGGCGGUACCAGGUCGUUUUGCGUACCGAAAACAGCGAGCAAUUAUCUAAUCACACUUCGUAAUAUAUAGCUACAAUUAUAAGUUCGAUGAAGAAUUUUAACGAAGAAGCCAGCUCAAAAGGCUUUAUGGUUACUCCUUUCUUUCACUCCUGCCAUACAUCAUCGAAUAAGCUACCGCAGAAAAACAGAGUGUAACUUCUAGUCAGUAACGGAAGAUGAUUGCAAAAUCAACGAACAGCUUUCAAAUGAUCUCUACCGAAUGAAAAAGCAACAGAAAGUAGACGAGGUUUGUAAAUAGCAACCAAGCAUAUUUAUUUGCGUCCUGUAACAUAUUUAAUUUAUUUGAAUGUACAUUAGCCGUGACUGACGUCAGUAGAAAGAAUUUUACAAGACUUUAAAGGUUUGAAAAACAAUUUUUAACUUAUACUCAUCUCGGAAAAGCAUUGCGUUAGAGAAUAUGUAGAAUUUUUCUUUUCUUUACUAAGCACAAGUAGACAAUUUAGUGCCCAGUACCAGUUAGCUUCACAAGCGACACUUAAUACUCAUGCAAAAUGGAAAAUGGUUUUGGCCUGUGGUGAUAAAGAAGAAGACGGUUAAUAUCUUCAACCUCACCUCUCAAUUCUUAGUGAUAAGAAACGAACGCAUAAGCAAUUGUAUAUAAGCAAUACAUAUACAAAGAGAAAAAACCGCAUACAAGCAAUAAUUAGAACCCACUUUUAAGCAGUUGAAGCGAGCAGAUUAACGCAAAAGCAAUACAACUUAUAUAAAUUGCAACCCGAAAGGCAUCAUCUAUAUACGUAGUGCUAUUCUACUUAUAUUCGUAGAAGAUAACAAUUUCUUUCUCACGCAUGCAAAGUAUAUAUUUGAAAGUGCAUAAAUAUAUAUAUGUAGAGGAGACAGUUAAACCUUAGCAAAAACAAAAAGAAAUCCCACUCUCUUAACCCGCUUGUUCGCAAGAUUUGCGAGUGAAAACUUUUAAUCCAUUUCCAUCACUCACUAUAGCCCAUAGUUUUGCCCCGGGAGAAGCUGUAGCGAACGAGGUAAAGACAAAUAUUUUUAUACUGAUGCAACACUACCGAUACACUAAAUGGAAAUGGGAAAUCGAGCCCAUUCACUGUGGGACAUUUUAUGGACAGGAGCAAUGAAAACCCGGCACCGAAAAAGCGACAGCUACUUCCCCAGUGGUCAAUAGAUGGCUGAAAGGGAAAUUGUUUCGAUUGUUUUAAUUACUUGUGUAUAAAUUACUUGUACAAAAAAAGACAUUAUAAGACAAAGCCAACGAGACUCGAACACACACAGAAGCAAAAGGAGAAGAAACGCGUUUUAGAAUGAAAAAACCCCGAUUAUUGCAUAGUGAUUGAUAUAAUGCACAUUGCAGAAGAGAAGGAAAAACACGAAUAUGCGUAGGUUUUGAGAGUUAUAGAAACCCAGAAAAAACACUUACUACCUAAUAUAACACACAAGCAAAAUACACACACACAAAAACAGAAAUACAUCAAACACUUACAUUGCGCAACACAACAAACAAACAAACGCAAAUAUUAUAUUAAAUUAUUAUAUAUUAUAUUGUAUGAUUAUUAUUAUAUUACUGAUUGAUUGAUUACAAUUAUUGAUAGUGAAGGCCAGUUUGCGCUGAUUGAUGAAAGCUAAGCGAAAACAAGUGGAAAACGAAAAUUGAUGAAAUAUAGUGACAAACAAAAAAACCCAUUCGAAACCGUUUAUAAAAGCAA
Anopheles stephensi (Asian malaria mosquito) is the source of this 12809-nucleotide messenger RNA. RefSeq names its product protein glass-like. Bases 2508 to 4895 code for a protein of 795 amino acids. The transcript is spliced from 2 exons. The record is from RefSeq and is a predicted model, not a curated record. Lineage: Eukaryota; Metazoa; Arthropoda; Insecta; Diptera; Culicidae.